Molecule: messenger RNA, 23453 nt
Organism: Volvox carteri f. nagariensis
Lineage: Eukaryota; Viridiplantae; Chlorophyta; Chlorophyceae; Chlamydomonadales; Volvocaceae
Gene: stpk19
Product: serine/threonine protein kinase 19
Exons: 12
Coding region: 21930-23453 (507 amino acids)
Biological process (GO): intracellular signal transduction; peptidyl-serine phosphorylation
Molecular function (GO): protein serine/threonine kinase activity; ATP binding
Source: RefSeq, a predicted model, not a curated record
CCCGGGGUGUUCAUCUGUAUGUUCGUCCGGCUGGCAGGUUAGCUACAGCCGAUAUGUUGUGGGGUGAGGGUGGUGCGGGUGGGCAGGUGCGGGCCGUGCAGGUGGGGGCUCUGGAGCCAAAGUCCGCAGCGAGCUGAGUUGUCUCCCACUGCGUUCACUCAUGGACGUGGAUGUCACUAAGCUGUGUAUGGAUGGGCAUGCCAGUCUUCCCGUCCCCACAAUCCCACCACUAUGCGCAUUUCAACAUCGCCCCUGCGCAUGGCGUCAGUACGUCCAUGGCCACCGAGCGCUAGAUGGCCGGCAUCAAGGGUGACUCGACUGGGACGCAGGCAGGUUUGUCCCAACGUCGGCUUUAGAUGUUGCUCUCCAUCCCUCCCUAUCCCGGCGAAAGAACGUUUCUGAGCCGCUGGAGCUGCCCUUGUUUCUAUGUCGGCAACAGAAUUUCCGAUGACAUCGAUACCGGUAAUCCAACCGACACCAACCCGGGCCAACCGAACCGAACGACUUUCUUUUGAACAGGUCAUGCGGCUGCACGCUAUCCUCGUACGCCGGAGUCCUCAGCUGGUCCCCGUACCACCGCCGAUGGCUGAAAAUGGGAUCAGUACUGCAAUGGCAGUAGCGCCGGAGUCGGCAGCAGCAGCACCCGCCGCUACCGGCGCCGCCGCCGUGGAGGCGGCACCUGCGCAGCCAACGGCGCUGACACGCUUCGUCACCUCUGCAACCCCACGCGACAUCGGGAUUGUGCUCUGGGGUUGUUGCGAUGGGCGCUUGGCGGCGAUGUGCUGGCGGCGGAAUACGUUUUGAUGCAGCUUCUUGGCCGGGUCGCAGCUCGGGGCGACCCGGCGGCAUUGGGGCAGCUGACACUCAAUCUGUGCAGGUGUGGCGCGGGGGCCGCUUGGUGAUCUCAGUGCUUACAGACGUUCACUGGUUGGUCCUUUUUCCUGCACCCGCUGGCUUCAUAAAGCAUGGGAGCGCUGUUCGUAAAGUUACCCAGCCUGGUGCAAGCAGCACACGCUGGUCCUUGUCCGCCCCAGCACCUUUGAACACUGAACGUGUGUCGGCCUUGCGUACAUGCUUUGCGGCGCAUUAGCGCAGCGCCAGAUCACUCCCAAGACGCAACAGGAAAUGACGUCCUUCCGGGGGCAAUGCUCCCACUGCGCCGUGUGCACCCAUCACAAUCCCAUGUUCCCCUCCGCCCGGCAGGUGCCCCCGGGGGGGCCGCUCCGCCACGCCUGCCGCUGUCUCCGCAACCGCACAUAGCAGGCCGCCGCUGGCGAGCGAGCGGCUGGGUGACGGUCCUGGUUCCCUGUGCACCGCGCUGCAUGCCGCCAUCAGCAGCUUUGUGCCCUUGAGUGUCGCCCUGCCUCUGACCGUUGAGAGCUGCAACAGGUGCGGGGUGCAAGUGGUGGCGAGAGCGGAUGGGUGGGUGGUCAUUUGGUGGGUGGCCCCCGCUGCCGGGGGGAAGGGGGAACCGCCGCAUGGGGGGGGGGGGCUCCAGUGCCAUGACCGUCGCUGCAGCGGUGCUAGUGGCGGAGGGAGCGGAGGGGAAACAUCGAGAGCGGGUAACUGGCGGACCGGCGGCUUGUCCGGUGACGACCAUAGUUUUUUGUGUAUGUGUGUACAUGUCUGUGCAUACCUGUCGUGUUUGUGUUUAGCGCUGUUCUGCUGUGGCGUGCUCGCGUGGCCUCUUAACGUGCCGCGCCGCGUGACGUCCCGACGUGUUUUAUCCCAGGUUAUCCUGGGGGCCGCAAAGGGACCCGGCUCGCGAGCGCACACGGCCAUCGCCGCUGCAGCUAGCCCCAGGCACUGUCGUACUGUUGGACGAGACACUGAUGGCUCCAGGCCAGCUCACCACUCAGGGAGUGGCUAGCAUGCAGGUGAGAUCCAGGGGGAACCGGGAUGCUCGUGUCCCUCUGGUUUCGGUGCGGCUCGGCCCUUCUGUCUGUUGUCUUUCCGGAGGACCGGCUUACGCGGGACGUGCAUAUGUGCAAACUAGGCGCCGUAAUCACACGUGCCUGGCUUGGCCGUGUGAAGCCCAGCUCUCCUCCCAUCUACCCCCUCGUUCACCCCUUUCGCUAAUACCCCCGGCCAGGCGCUGAUGACUAUAUCUCGGCAGCAGGAGCUCAUGUACGACUAUGAGACGUUCCAGCACCCGGUGCCCGUAGACUUGCCGGUCAUCGUUCUCACGGAGGGGAGGUACGGAAUUCGUACGGAGUGUCUUGAAUGCUAUCCCAUUGACAUGGCGAAAGCUUAUCAUGUCUGUAUAGUUCAUCUUUAAAUGAGACAUUUUGACAUUUUCGUCUGGGACUCCUUUGCCCCCACCAACAGGUCACUGCUACGCGACUCGGUGCACGUUAGAGUACCUCUGAACGCCACGCAAGCUUUUCCAACGGCGGAAGAAGUCCUGGCGGCGACAAACGGCGGCUAUGCGACCAUCUCCUCGGGCGCCACCGGGCUGUCGGACACCCAGGCGACGGCCAACAGAGCUGAAGGAGGCAGCCCAGCCACCUCGGCCGCCAACCCCACUGCCGUCACCGUGCCGCCAACCUGUGCCAGGAUUCCGGAGGCCGAGUUGGCGGCGGUACGGUCGUACCUCUCGGCUGCACGUGCAACAGAAGGGUACGAGUUGGCCGACGGAAUGGUUGCCGUACUCGAGCAGUACUUUGUGGACGCUCGGAGACCGGAGAGUCGCGGUAGCAACGGCGCAGCGGCGGCGACAGCGGCAUCUGCUGGUGGCGGUUUGACGGCGGAAGAGUUUCACACGAAACUCACGGUACGGUGCGGUACAUUUCUGUACAUUACCCCGUGUGCGGUCGGGCAAGGCAUUGAGGCCCAAGAAUGCGGUUUGUAAGGGGAGGGGGCGGGGGCGGUGAGACGGUGAAAUUCCGGUUCCCGGUUCCCAGGAUGACCAUCCUCCACGCGCAUUUUGAUGUCCAGAAGUUCCUGGCCUGGCCUGGCCUUUGAUCCCACCCACCCCCCCGGAAAGCCUGAAGAUUGGAGUCUCCUCUCGCGGCGGGUGCCUGAGGGGACUGAUUCCUCCUUGGCUGCUCCUCAUCAAUGCCAUCGUGAGCCUUUUCGCCCUCUUUCUGCCCCAAGCCUUCCUGUUCCUUUUUGCGCCCCCUUACCACCCUCUUACCGCCCCUCCUUCCGCCCGCUGCUCGGCCCUGUGCAGCUGGCCCGGCUGCUCGUCCUGAGCCACGGGGAGCGGCGGCUGACGCGGGAGAGGUGGCAGCAGCUGCUGCGCCUGGAGCACAUGAGAGAGGCUCGGCUGAGGGUCGGGUCGUAGGGGGAUUAGGGAUGGGGGGGUAGUGGGGGGGGGGGAAAUCCCUGGUUGGCAAACCCUGCGGGUCAGGUUUUCGCGUUGUCGUACCGUCGCACGAGACCUGCCGCCAGAAUUUAGCUUGACAGCUUGACUCCAGGCUCUCCGCGGGCUCGAGGGGGCAUCUAAUGGGGAAUGCGGUUGUGUGCUGAUUCCUUUGGGUUGGAUGGGCUACAUAGAGCUGGCCCCGCCGCGUGGCUUCGACUCUGCUAAUUGGUUGGUUGGCCUGAGCGCGGUUUACCGCGCUGACGGUCGCAGUUGCUACGUACCACCUGUUCGAUGUUCUUGAUGCUAGCUACUGAUGCAGCGCCGAAGCAAGCGGUGUUGCUCGCUCUGAUGGUUUGGUUGCGCGCUUCUUCUGAUGUUCGGAUGGCGGUGAGUUCGACUGUUUGGUUGUGUUCCGGUAGCAGUGAUGGCUGUGAUGCUGUGGCAGACAGGGUGGUUGAUCCGUUGUACCACAUGGAUACGGGUCGUACAACCUAUGGGGCCCCCGGGGUACAGCUGCAGGGUGGCAAGCACACGAUGUGGCUGCGGCUACAUGGGGGAUGUCCCUGGUUUACUUAAUCCUGGAGUCCUGUCCUUCUUCGGCAGUGAGACACGAAUGGCCGCAAACCCAUAACUGGAGCGUUGGGGACCCCGCGGGCUCCCCCGAGCCGGAAUGAUGAUGGAGGUGACUUGUUGUCGGUUGGGGGUGCUUCUAGACCACGCAGGAAACACACACACACACGCACACACGCACGAACACCUGGGUAUCGGGGCUGCUGGGACGCGCCUGUGCUUUGGCAGGCAAUGCAAUAUUAAAUACUACUGCGCUCUGUUUCUGCCCCUGCGGGCUGUCGUUCCGUGAGCUUCUCGGAGCUGCCUUUUUUCAGAAGGGCCGCUGCGUUUGGGCGCCGCGAAGGAGUACGUCGGGCGCGGUUUGUGUAAUUAAAUCCCGAUAAGAAUAAUAAGAAUAGCGUUAUGGUCGUGUUGAAUGAACCAAGAGGUUUGUGAGGUGACAGGCACCCUGGCGGCGUGCGCCGAGUGCACCCUUCCGGCGAGCAAGGAAAGAGCUUACCGCGCCGCUAUUUCUCCGGGUUUUGUACUUUGGUGAAUUCCGGAGGGGAUCCUAUGCUAUUCGCUUGUGCAUGGCCGGCGCUUGGGAGAAUACCUUAGGUUGCUGAUCCGUAAAGCCGAGAAGGAGGCAGCAGCAGCUAGGUCGCGCAUCUGCCGGUCUUCCUUAUACGUGAAGGUUGCCUAAGCGCACGCAGCACAAGUUGCCACCAGAGGAAUAGGACACCAGCAAAACCACAAAAAGGGCCUAAGGAAGGUAAACACGUUGAGACUGUUUGGGACAAAUUUCGUAUAUGUAUAUAUAAGGGGCAUUGCCCGACAUUGCCUCAACAGGACUCCGGCAAGGUUAGGAAAACCAUAGUCCCUACAAAGGACAAAAUUAAAUUCACCAGCAUCCUAUAUCAUGCUCCAGUGCAGGAUCACGUCUGUCAGUCUUUGUCUCCAUGCACUCGAUGAACUCGAUGGUUCCGGUGGUUGACAAACGACGGUCACGACAGUUUCGUUUCCCCUAACCCUGACUUUUCCGAGUGUGAACCAUGUAUGGAGCACACAUAUUAAUAAUAUGAAUGGGCAUCUUCAGCUCGGGUGACAUGUAAUUGCAUGGAAGACUGCGAGCUUACACCUCCCGGAAGCACCGUAUCUCUUUAAGCGUGGAUAACUCUCUAGACUUGACUCAAGACUCAAUUAUGUGACAUGGGGACUUGAAGGUGUCGGGAGCACCCGCUUCAACGUAAACUUGCAAGUAUGGUGGUGUCCGGAGGAGCACAAAGGCUAGAUAAGUUCGGAUGCUCACGCAUUUCAUAAACGCACAUUUGCCGGUAUCCAUGCCCUCGCUGAGGGGCUUGGAUUGCUCGGAACCAGGUGAGAGUGGUCGCGGAGCAUGGCAAAAGAACUCAAUUUGCGACGAAUAGAUACGAACAGUUUCACGUGUUUCCCAAAUUAAUGUGAAAAUGCAGGUUGGGUUCCGACCCUUUUCGACGUCGGCUUGCUGGUGCGGUCCGCGUAAGCGGACGCUCGCGGUUGUCCGGCCGGAAGGAUGUGCCUUGGCCCUAGAUUUCAAGCCAAAGACUUCAAUUUUUCACCAAAAUUCCAGACCACUACUGGCUGUUUGCAAUGCAGCGCAGCAGCAGGAACCAGGCGUUGAUGAGGCACAACCCAAAUUAAUAGGCGAGGAUUCUGCGGCGUUCGAUCUAGAGAAGCAAAGCAUAAAGUCAUGGGCUCUCUUCGGCGUCCUGCUAUCAACGGUGUUGGGAGCUCUUUACCUCGUCUGGAUUCAGCCCGGUGUAGGCCUUGCUGACGACUAUCUUGCCGCCAUUGAAGCCGUUGCCAACAGCAGCGAGGCAACCAUUGCCCUAAUCCUCCUCAUCUUCGCGAUUGCACACAGCGGCCUUGCGGGUCUGCGGCCGUACGGUGAGCAGCUCAUCGGCCCGCGCGCCUACCGCGUCAUCUUCGCCCUUGUCAGCCUGCCCCUCGCUGUCGUCGCCAUUGUAUAUUUUAUCAACCACCGCUACGAUGGCGUACCGCUGUGGGACCUGCGCGGCGUGCCCGGCAUCCAUGAACUCAUUUGGGUUCUCAAUUUCAUCUCCUUUUGGUUCCUCUACCCCUCCACCUUCAACAUUCUCGAGGUGGCCGCUGUGGAUAAGCCCAAGCUGCACCUGUGGGAGACAGGCAUCAUGCGCAUUACCCGCCAUCCCCAGAUGGUCGGCCAGGGUAUUUGGUGCGCAGCCCACACGCUGUGGAUCGGCAGCAGCUUCAUGGUCGUCACGUCAGCAUGCCUCAUGGCGCACCAUCUCUUCGGCUGCUGGCACGGCGACCGCCGGCUAAAGGCCAAGUACGGGGACGCGUUCGAGGAUGUCAAGGCGCGUACUUCCGUCGUGCCGUUCGCCGCCAUUCUGGACGGCCGCCAGAAGCUGCCGGACGACUACUGGAAGGAGUUUGCGCGCAUGCCAUACUUCGCCGUAACGGCUCUGACGAUCGGGGCAUACCUGGCGCACCCGCUGAUGCAGGCUGCUAGUUUUUCGCUAAAGUGGUAAUGCAGCAACGGUGGUAGGGAAAACACGGGUUGCCGAUGGAAGCAAGUCGGCAUGGUGCUUUCGCGGUGGUGGCCAGGCUGUUGCGGUUGGUGCUGGCGAUAUGGGGAUGUGGGCAGCUGCAUUUCGUGCGGUUUCAAAAGCAGGUAUGGUAUGAAGACGCGAGAGCAGGCGUGGCAGCGGCCUCGGAGGGGGAGUACCUGUAACGGGACUUUGCGUGCUUACGGAUUUAGGCUUUUUGCCUACUAACGAGUUGCAUGGGUGGCCAGUGUGGACGAUGCAGCGCUUCCAGCUGGCGAGCUGGUACACGCUUGAGGAUGGGCAUGCAGAGCGGGCUGCGGGCGAGUUUAAACUGUCCAUUUAGCUUUCGGUGUCGUGUCACACAUGCGCGGAUGGGACGCACAUGCUGUUUCCAGGCCAAGUCCGGCGAUCGGUGGCAGGGUGUGGGGAAGCUAUUUGUCACUGAUAGAGGGUUACAUGUUCCGGCUGCAUUUUCUGAAGGCCGCGAGUUAAAGACCCCGGGUCUACGACGGCUUCUCUGUGAUGGACCUGAUCGCUUGGCUUUAGAUCACCGCAGCCCUUCUCUGAUCCGGUGGCAAGCCCGUUGAGGCAUAUAAUGUAUACACGAUACCAGCUGCUUGCAUAGGCUGCCUGACUUGUCCAGACUGUUUGAUUGAUGCCGGCCUUGGAUCCGUCUAGGGAGCUGGGUGUUGUCCUUUCGGAGGUUUUGCCGGCACACGGGGCGCGGGUUAUCCGCCUGAACCCGUCGUGGUCUUCGACCCUUAGGUACCCCGUUCGGUCGUGUGUCGUCCUUCCUGCGAUAUCCCCAAAUGCUGCACUGAGUCACUGAACAUUUCAACAGUUUCUUGGUGACCUAUGAUGCCCACGAAAGAGAGUGCGGAGUCCCAAAGCUGCAACCGCGAGCCCCUGAAUCAGAGGUCGUUUUUGCACCUGAAAACGCCUAACACCUCUCCCAGAUGCGCAUGCUUGCACAAAUGGAACGUCUUUGCCGUGUUGCUAGGUGCAUCCUGGAAGGGGAAGAAGUUGGCAUCAAGCCCGUGCAGGGAUACCCGUGGGCCUUGCACCGGGUCUGCAAGACAUACAUGGCAGAGACACUUCCCCCAUCCGUGAGAACGCAACACCACGUCCCUCCGCACACCUCCCGAAUGACCGCUUCCUUUAACACGAGAUGGGCGCCCAGGCGGGGAUAGGAGAGCUGAACGAACUGCUACGAAUGGCCAUAGACGUGCGGUGUGGUUCACCCAGCGAUACCCCGACCUCUGGCACCGAUGGCCCAUGUUCCGGUAUUCACACCGGAACUACACGCACAAAGCAAGACAUCGACACACCCAACCAAUUUUCCAUACUCCGGAUCUAAUGGCGUUGCUGACUGGAUUUGAAUCUUACCCAUUUCUGCACAACGUCUGUGCACUCAUCACCAGGUAGCACCGAUAUCACCAUUUCGACAUCGGCGAAGAAUACAUACUUAGCGACAUAGGUCAGGCACUACUGGUAGAGCACGCACUAAUGCCCCCGGGAGAUCCCAGGAACGAGACCUGGGAUCCUUCCGAUGGUGGAAGGUAAAGUGCCCCUAGUCGAUGGAUUGUGAUGACCUGGGAUGAAGUUUAUUUGAGAGCUGAUCAGGAAUGGAGUUGGGCCGCCGUCGACCCGGCAGAUUCCGUUGGAUGCCGGCGGUGGGUGCGGAACCUGAGCGAUCCGCUGAGAAGUUGACUAGGGUGACAAGGUCAGGGGGCCCCGAAAUACCGGGGGAGGCAGGGUCUGCCGGGUAGCGGCUGCAGGGUGAAGAUAUGCCCCCCUUGUCCCACACAUCAGAAGAAGAAGAAGAAGAAGAAGAAGUACUUAGCUGCUACUUCGCAGGCUACGGUAUUAGUCUCGUCGCCAUGGAAACGGAACUUCGCAAUACAUCAGCCCCCUCCAGCAAUGCCCUUCACUGCGGGAACACAUCACAGCCUAUCGCAAAUUCGCCCCUUGUACUUAUCUCCUAGACCCUGCUCGUCUCCCCACACAAGGGGUGCCCUAGGAAAAAACCACGCAUACACAACUUCCUCACGAACAGAAACACGCUCUGGACCAUUUCUCCUGGGAGGUGUACACGCAAGCAUGGGACCAAGACCACUCAUUACUUCCAGUUGAACUCUGUUGCGAAAUAAAGCUAUUAAGAAGCGCUCAAUUGUAUUGUAUGAACUGUACAAGCAGAUCCGUAGCAGGACCGCCUUCACGAGUUGCGGAAAGUCAUUUAAGAAUUGAAGGCAUUAAAAAUGAAGCGAAUAACCAUCUGAAUGAAGAUGAAAUCUGCAUAUCUGCACCAAUCCACCGCACAAGUCCAAACUGCGUCCACUAGCUGUCGCAGACCGACACGUCCUCGAAGAUAUGACGGAAUCAACCGCCAAUCACCUGCACCGUCCGCGCAGGGCCGCCAGCCGCAGGGCCGCAAACGAUAUGGCCAGCAUCGAGAUGAUGGCGUACAUGCAGCCCAGCACGAUUAGGUCGGUGUUGAGCAGGUCCGAGUCGACUCCCAACAGCGACAGGAACAAGCUGCCCUUGACGGCGGGCAGACCCUGCGGCAAAUCCGGGGCACUAAAGGAUAGCACCAGCGGCUUGAGCUCAUUAAUAACGAGCGCCUCCCAACAGAACCUGAACUCAACGAACAACAAGCGACGACGGGGGAAGAAACGGGGAGGCGCGGAAGGGGGGGCACAUAUGGGGUUAGGACAAAGAAGGCGUGACACAGGGCUGCGACCAGGUGAUAGAGCAUCGCGGGUGUGAACCAGGGUUGGCUUCGUCAAAGGACUACAGCAGUGGCGAAGUGCAGAAGAGCCAAGCUCAAUCAAGGAAGGGAUGCAAUUGCAGGAGCAAGCGGUAAAUAUCGGACGGCUACGAGUUUUAUACAAGUUACAAGUGCCGCACGAGUGUGUGUGUGGGGUCCUUCAAAGCCGUGAGGCCAUGCAAUAUAUAUUAUUGAAAGAUGGUUACACCGUACAACCGACGGCGACUUGGGUCCUGUAAACUAGACCCCUCCUCAUCCAGUCACCCGACAUCCGUAGAGACAGAUCAGCCAUCACCACCAUCUCAGCAUGCGAAACUUAGUCCACCAACUAGACCUCAUCUCCACACUUCAGCAGCGAUUUGUAAACCUAUUUCUCCCGAUUAAUGUGGGGGUCUGACCAGGAAUCGAACCCAGAACCUUCAUCUAACUCAAAGGUGUCACCAGACCUGACGAGUUUUAUAGUAAGUGCACAAAGAGCACAGCGCUGCAGGCGAUGAGGACGCAAAACAUAUACAUGGUUGGAUGCCAUCAUAGAGCGCCCGGGUGCAGCCGAACGGUGCCUGAUUCAUAUGCCACCGUCGGCUGCCUUCCCUCAUAUUCCCAAGCUACUCAUAGCUCCAACGUCAAAGCAUACGCAGCCAAGUAGGUUACCGAGCAUGCGGAGACAACUGACACCUCUACAGGUAAACGGCCCCCCGCGAGAGCUAGGUAGCAAGGCCAGCUUAGGCAGCUCGGUAACGUACGUGUGCGCACCUGAUGGGGCUGAGGUACACAAUCCAGCGCAGCCAGGCCACAAUGGUGUCCUUAUUUGCCAGGAAGCCACUGAACAGGGCGCAUAUCAGCAGCAGCAGGUUGAGCACUAGCACGGUGCGGCCGGGACUGGAGAAGACGCAGCUCAAGGCGAUGCAGGCGGCGCCUGUUCGCGAGGCAGGGAGUGACCAGGGUUGUAAGCGGAAGGGUAAGGAAGGAUAUGCGCGAUAAAAUCAAAACGGAAACCAAAAAACGCAGCUGCAACAAUAACUUACAUUCGAUAGGAUAGGUUAAGAGGGAAAGCUUUAACUAUGCGGGCCACAAACAAAGUGGGAGAGCUGAAAGGACGACAUUUGCGGAUUGCGAGAGCACAGACCCAGCCGCUUCUGACGACCUUCCUUCCCUCUAUAACCGCUAGCACAUGCAGGUCCGACGCGCCAGCUGGCGGCGACCGCGCACCUGAUAAGCAGGACAUGGUGGUGAAGGCGCCUAUGAAGGUGAAAAACGCGGCAGCUUGGACACGGAGACCCAUCAGCCUGGGACACAAAAAGUUGGACCGUUUGGGGGUUGGCCAUUGGCCGAGUUGAAACUUUCUCAACGACUUGACGGCGGUAUAACUUAUACGGCCUUACUGUUGCAAGGGACGCGCGGACGGGUUGAGGCGCGGUUGCCUGCACACAAGAACUAGAGCCGCCGUGCGGUACGGUAGACAGAGGAUCAGGGAAAAAGACAGAAUGAGAGACACGCAGACGGCAAGCGCCGCACAACACAAGAGGCCCUGAGGGUAGCCAUUGCAAAGAAGCCAACCGUGCGGACGAGCUGUUCCAGUCCCACGGCCCACUGUGGACCCAAUCCAUGACCCGAAACGCAACCCUUAAGACACCAGUAAAAAGGCACGCCGAACGCCCAGGCUGGCAGAGCGCGCAGCAGGACGCCGUCCAAGACGAGCUUAACUAUGACGUAAGGUACGACGCCGUAUGACCGACGCAGCAAGUCGCGAUCCACGGUAGCUCGUUCCGGGUACAGUCCGUCCACGGCUGAGGUGGCGAAGCAGGCCAGCAGCAUGACCGCGAAGAAGAUGGCGCCCACACGAUUCUGGGCGCCUGAGGGAUCAGGAAUAAGGACGGGGCCAUUCGAGGCGGAUCAGGAGACGCAUGCAAACGGGGGGACACGAGCAGAUGCAUGCAUGUCGGGCGUAGGAGCGGGAAAGGGAAGAGAUUGCGGUUGCUGCUUUCAACGACGGGUUUGUUUCGGUGGGGACUACGUGUCAGGUCAAUCUGUCGAGGGAAGACGAGCUGCUGCCGAUCGUUAGCGAACGCAGUGCAGCGGCGGGCAGUGCGUGCGACCGACUGGGCGGUCCUUCCCCGGCCGCUCCGCGAUACCACCCAUCCCAGGUACCAAACACAUGUCCCACCUGACACAUUGAGAUUGGUGUCGCUGAACACUCCUCCCACCAGCAGCCCUAGCGCCCCCGUCACUACCAGAUGUAAUGCCAGCAGGGAUGGGUUCCGGAGCAUGUCCAGUCCGCUGCGCCAUGCAACAACGCCCAGCUCCAACCAAAAUCGCCGCAACCUCACACUCGCGCCGGAUCCGCCUCCUCGCCCGUGUACCAAGGAUCGAACAUACUUGGUGUCGCCAUCGUCAAAGGCUGCCGCUACUGCUGGUGGCGGCGAUGAUGGCUGCUCAACACCGUUUGCGGUAUGCCAGUUGCACAGCUGUGCGGCCUGUGCCGGAUCGAACACCAAGUCCAGCAGGUGCUCCGCGAUAUGCACGUCCGGCGGCGGCAGCGGCAGCCCCGCCGACAUCAGCACUGCUGACAUACUACCCGGCGGCCCCGCCGCCGCCACCUGGCCGCCAGCCAUCACCAUUACGAAAUCCAACGCCCCGAACAGCGCUGGUGACGGCUGAUGUAAGGAAAUUAUUACCACACGGGGCCCCAUGCCGCCGCCACCAGUCACAGCACGGCUGUCAGUCGCCACGUCCCGCAGCACCGCCAUGGUCGAUCUGGCAGUGGCGGAGUCCAGCCCUGACAGCGGCUCAUCCAGCAGCAGCAGCGGCGGGUCGGAGACCAGCUCCAUGGAGACGGAGACGCGGAGGCGCUCGCCGCCCGAUAAGGAAGCGCCGCCACCGGGCCAUGCCAUGCGGUGGGCCAGGUAGGAGAUGCCCAGCUUCCGGAGCACCGACUCCACGCGUGCCUGCGCACCAUCAUCAUGCGAUACCGCGCACAACUGGAUUGGCACGUAGUAUACACUGCACAAAGACUUCACAGACAAGCCCAUUUGCAACCUGCACCUCGAGCGCUCAGUGCUACCGCAUCACAGCCAUUCUCUGCUGCCACGCGUCUUGUUAACCAUAUGCCUUAUCACAGUCCACCUGGAUGUCUCUGCGAUUACUGCUGAUUCAAACCAAGGAUACCUCGCCUCCAUCAACCAUGGCAUCGGCCCAGGUGCCCCUCCACCGCUGCAGACAGGGCCCGUUAUGGCGGCGAUCCAGGCAUUGCCGCACCUGAUAACCCCCUCGCGCAGCUUAUCCUUACAUCACACAUGUGCACCCUCACCUCCUAUCCUCAGCAAUGCUGCCCCGUUCCCUAACCCAGCCCCUGCUACUCCCCAAAGCUACAGCCGGCUUCUCGCGGGAUCGCAUCGGUGUGGGGUCCCCCACACCUGCACGUGGCCUCGUCCACGCCGCAGCUCCCCGAAACUGAGCCGCAGCGCAGCGCUGGUCGCCACACACUCCGCCACAGUCAGGGAGCGACACAGCAAGUCGUGCUGCGGCACGUGCCCGACCAGUGCCGCCAGGUGCCGCGGCUCCACCACGGUCCGGCCGUCCAGCCGUACGGUGCCGUCCAGGUCCCAGUGCAAUCCCGGCUGGAUGAGGCCGGCCAGGACGCUGAGCAGGGUCGUCUUGCCCGAGCCAGAGGGACCCAUAACUCCCAGAAUCUGGCGGGCAUGGGGAGUCGAGAAGGGAGUCGGUGCUCAGGGAGUUGGUGAAAUCAUUUAACGGAUGAUACUCAAAUGAUGAGCUGCUGGUGUAUUGUUUGGUACUGCAAAUGGACAAACAUGGGUAACAAAAAGGUACUGUUAAAAGUAUUGUUAACGUGAGGAGAGUGGGAGGCAUGGAAGGCAACGCACAAGCCAUACGGGACGGGGUAAAGAUCCAUAAGAGGAGGCUUUGGCGCUGGCAUACAGGCAGGCUUGACUUCUGUUAGUAGCAACCGCUGGAACUAGUAAGGCAGGAUGCACUGCAAGAAACGGUUGCUGUAUGUAUAAUAAGCACUGGGGGAGAGCUAUCCAAAGCAUUACAUACGCUAAGGCUGGCGCCCGGGCCCUGUCCAGGGACACUCCUUACCUCUCCGCUGACCGCUUUCCCCGAGACGUUCCGCAAUAGCGUCGCUGCGGGUUGGACGUGCCACGGCCUCAGGGCUGCGCGGCGCGGCCGCGUGCGCAGCUGCAAGCCGUGCCAACUGGCUCAGAAGGUGGGAGCACAUCAGGAACGGAGGGCGGGAACGGCAAGGUGCUGACGUGGAAGGCCGGCCCAAAAAUGAGAACCGUAGGACGAAGUCUUUGCGUAUACCAUCGGCGUGAGGCCACAUACGCAGCCGAGCAACCAGGAGGCUUAACAACGUGUAUGUUCGCGCUAGGAGAACCCGCCUUUCCCAUGGCCCUCCGCCCGAUCCUUACGCGACAACCCAUCCUCAGCCCCAGAGGCCGUCCUCAGCCCCAGAUCCAUAUCUCCAAUUUUGCACGGCCGCACAACACAGUGAAAGGACCUCACAAACGACCUGCUCGUGCUCGUCAGAGCAUACGGCGCAACCAAACAUGGCAUGGUCCGCUUACCUCAGCACCUGCACCAUGGGUCGGUCGCUGCCCUGCUUCGUGGCGCCAGAUUCGGCGGCAUUGAGCUUGGCUGCCGGGGGCGGGCCUGUUGGCAGCAAAGCUCCCGCUCCGGUGCCCGCGGCCUGCUGGUGUCUUGCCGCCAUUACGCCAAUGCCCCUGCCAAUGCCGUCUUCUGCGCUGCUAGCAACCUCGCUAUGGCUCCUUUCCGUUCCCCUACUGCCCCUGGCGGCCAUAUCUUCCUGCCGGGGCGUCUCCCCUCCUGGCAACGUCCUCAGUUGCCCCGGCAGCGGCUGCCUCGAAGCCGGCCGCGGCGGAGGGCAUGACAGCAGCGGCUGCCCCGAAGCCGGCAGCAAGGUGCACUGCUCGCCAAGCGGCGAGUCUGCCACGUGCGCCACAACGGCAGGGGGGUCCCCACCCACCGCCAGGACUUUUCCUCCGCCUCCGCCACUUCCACUACUGCCGCCCGUCUGCUCGCCUCCAAGUCCUGGCGCCGCUGGCGGCUCUUCGAUGCCCUCGCCCAGCGGCCUCGCAGGCCCCGCAGAUGCAGCGUCAUCAUUAGAAUCGUGUCCCACAGGCCCAGGGCAAACCCAGUGUCCAUACGACGCCAUGGCGGCGACGGUCGCGGUAGCAGCUAGCAGCAGCACCAUGCUGGGCACCCAGGAGACGACAGGAGCAACGGCCAAGUGCGCCCUCGAUUCAAGAUCCCCUGCAGCGGAUAAUAUAAGUGAUUUGCGGCGGUGGCACCAGCGGCAAGCCAGUUCAGACACGUGUCAUAACACCGCAUCACUCCUUAAAUGAUGAAGUACAACUCUCGAGCCCAUUGCUGGCCUUACAGCCGCAGCACAGCCUCUCGAUAGGAGGUUUCAACCCGCAGAAGAUACCGUUACAAGUUACAAGUUCCGCAGAAGAUACCGAGGCGGGUCCGCGCCCUGCUCCGUGGUUAUGCGUGCUACUCCCGUCUUCACAUGCCAUCGGAAGGUGUGCCGUAAAAUCCGGGCUGUGUUUUGUGUGAUGAUUGCACUGAUGCUGGCCGGUUAGUGUAGGUUAUACGACAACGGCAGGUCAUCGUAGAAAACGAGAGGACGAUACCAUUGGGUGCUGUGUCCGCGUCGUACGGUCGGAUUAGUGUGGGGGCCCCAUCGGCUCUUUGCGCGUCCCUAUAUACUGGUAACGGACCUGUGCUGACGAAGACGCUUCCGUUGACGGGAUCGAGGCACUCGGUCGCCUUGCAGCUGAUGGGGAUGGCCGGAAUAGGCAGGCCGUUGAGCUCGAUGCUACAGCUGCUGGUGCCGUCUGCCGCCAUCUCAGAGGAUUUCGAGGCCUCGGCGCCGCACGCGAGCUUCACACCACUUUCAAGGGUCGUAAACGUGGUCUCGGAGACAAUAGCUGCAGGUGCAGCCCACGCAGGGGGCCGGGUAGUGAGAAGGAGGAAGGAACCAACAAGACAGGAUUAACUUAGCACUGCAGAAGUCCAAGUCAACCUAGAGAAACGGAGAGGGGAUAAGGAGACGGCGUUGUCGCAUGACGUGGGGAAAUGCAGGCCACAGGAGGAAGCAGGAGUGUUGAUAAGGGGCCCUGAGCGCGAGCUGAAAAAGGCCACACCUUUCAGAGGCACAACCCAGCGCCUACUCACACAUUGAUCGUGCAUCCCCCUUCGAGCGCCCACCCAACCGACCCACCACUGGAGCAGCCCCGCGGACAGGCGCACUUGACCACCGGGCAGUGCACCUUGGUGCUGCCGACGGCGAACUUGCAGUCCCAACCGGUACACACCACCACGGCAUCAAGUGGCAUGUCCGAGGACCGGAAUGACAGCUGACAGUAGGGGGUGGAGUUGACCGGGCUGUUGCCGUAUGCCAAACCGGAGCCAAUGGCCAUGUCGCUAAUGGAGGAUACGCCCCAACCUGAAGAGUGCUUCCAGCGGAUGAGAAGGAGAAGAGGAAAACAGGGAAACAAGGAGCGGCGGGUCACCCCGAUUUUGCGAGGGCAAGCUCCCGGGUCACGCUCAUGCCAAGCUCUUAUGGGUAUGGCCACAGGGUGAAAAGGGAAACGGCGGUGGAAUGCACCCGUGUGCAGCCCUGCCAUGAAUCCUGGGGUUCAGACACGCUUUACAGGGGGGAUUUGGGUUAUGAAAGUCACUACGGGGCACACGAUGGUGGUCUUCAAAAAAGUGUCCCAACAGAGCAGCUUCGUUCCCCAACGGCCGAUGAGUGCAUGUCAACCACUAAUGGCUUCUUCUCUACGCCCCUUUCACGCAACAUUUGCUCCCCCUUGGGACCGCUGACACCUUUGCUGCAUCGCCCUUCGGCUUUUUUCUGCAAUUUUUCUUUCUACUCCUAGCGUGUGUUUGCCAACUGCUGCAUUUUCAUUUCUUCAACUUUCCCUACCCGGCUUUGUGGUGCUGCAGUUGAAAUUGAUGACGGUGCCGACGAAAACCGCCACGGCCGGGUUGAGCACAUUACAUGUAUACUGCUUGGAGGCGGUGCGGGGCUGGUACGCAGGGGACAUGGAGCACUGGGCGGUGGAGGAGGACAGACGGGUCUGGCGGUGGGGAUCAAGUAGCGUCAAGGGAGCAAGGGAAGGCGAGCGGAGGCACAGGGCACGGUUAGACACGGGACAGGCGGAAAGAAACAGAGGAGGAUGUAGGGAAAAGCGGGCAGUUGAAGGGUGCGAAACCAUCGGAUCCCACGAACAUAAAUCGCACAUAAAUCCCACACCAUCGGAUCCCACGAACAUAAACAUUUAGUUGAUGUUGUUACAGGGUGGUUAAGCUUCACCAGUGGCCUCCUUCCCGAGGCAAUUCCCUGCUCUCCCCUGCUAGAGGGGCACCCUAAGCCAUUCACCCCAUCCGACUUCAGAGUGUACUCUUUGAGUUUGGCAACUCACCACCAGCAUCCAACCAAAUCUAGCGGAUCGACGGCGCCUCAACUUAGUUCCUGGUCAGCUCGCGAGUUGAUUUUAUCACGUCCUACACCGUCCACAAGAUGGGGGGCCACCUCCCAUUUCACCACCUCUCAAACACCCGAGAGGUCGGCAGGCGGAUUUGAACCCGGGUCGACCGGGAGCAGAAGUCAGGCCUUAACCUCUGCCAGCCGCCUGCCUAUAGUUACAUUACAAAAUUACAAGAACAUAUGUGAUAUUAAACAUAUGAUGCAUGAUAUUUGUUACAUUCAUUAAAGAUGCUAACAGAAAAAUAAAUAUUAUACUAUUAAAAGGUUACAUAAGGUGGCGUACAUAGGUGGAACGGGACUAGGCAAUGCUCAAGGCCAACAGCCCUUAUACGCAAGCGAAUUUCAUAUGAGAGUGUAGACACACACACACAGACACAAUAUAAUACCGAUAUUGGAAGUCCGUGAGAACGAGCGCUGCCGGUGUCAUGCCGCUUGUGCCAAGGACGCCCGAAAGCUCACUGGAUGCAUCACAGCUGAGUCAGCCACCAGCCCUGGAGCCCGCGAGCCAAGGAAUCCAUGCCUGACUGUGGUUCCCAGUCCCUAGACAUCCAGAGGCCCAUGCGUUCAAGAGCGACCUCGCGCACCCACUUACUCGGCACGCCGUAUCGGAAGUGCACAUGAGGCAGCCUCUGCCGGUAAAGCCUGAUGGACAGGCGUUACAGUUGGUGCCGGUCGCGUCCCAGUCGUAUCCCACGGGGCAAGUACCUGCACGAUGUGCCCGCGGUGAGCGUUUGCGUCAUUCCAGCAAGCAAACUCCUCAGACCCGAAGGAGAGAACUUCAACGGCGAGCGGCCCAGAGGAGCAGGGUAGCGGGGCAGAGGCACUGCAAUUUCCCUACUUCCUCACCUUUCACAUAAUAUAGCCAGGGACAGGGAUCGUUAGGGGCGCUGUCACCGUGCCGUCGUCCCAUACAGAACCAAACCCUACUCUACCAUUGCCACCGAUACAACAGCUGCAGCGCAAACAGCACAACCACGACAACUGUCCUGGCUUUAGCACGUAGUAUACGGCAUUGCCCGCGCGCAAGUCGUGCGGUGAUGGCGUCGAGCCCGCCCGAUUGUGACUUGACCCCCUGAAAACGGAUCUGCUUCCACAGGUGGAAUUUUUCUAAUUCAACCUCCCAACCUUUCGAACGCGUGCAAAUGCCCAUAAAAUCUUCCAGAAGCCUGGUAGGUUGUGAACUGUACCGACCCACCAUUGGAAGGCGACACGGAAACUGCGGUCGUGUUGGCAAGGCACGUUGAGGAAUCGGCCGAGAUCACCCCGCCGCUGGCGUCACAGUAGCCCCAGGGCAGGUUGCACUGCUGGGAGGAGUCUGCCAGCACGAGCAGGGUGGAGGGUACACAUGAAUACGUGAGCACGGGCGCUAUACCUGAUCCCCUGAAAAUCUGUCGUCCCUCCGCAAACCUCUCCUAGAACUAAGGUGGCAUGAUUCCGAGCGCAUGGGCGCACGCAAUCCACUCCAGGCCUAUUUCACCUUUCAGCGUACAAACUGGCAGCCAAGCAGUCACAACUCUGGUGUCCGACGGGGCCCUGAAGCAACAUCCAUCCCGACACCGCGCAUUCCCUAUCGCCACAUCCAGAUCCGGCCCUUAUGGUACCUUUCGACCAGCCACAGUCGCAUACGCAGUUGGCCGUGCCAUUGACGAUCUCGCAGCGUCCGUAAUCACCACAGUAGCUCGGGCAGUCCAAGAUGGCCUGGCCGCCUCAAAGGAAAGGCGCAAAGAAAAACAAGGUUCCCGUGUGGCGCACAGCAAACGUAGGUUGGCUAAGGAAAAUACCGGGACUGGAGUACCCGGUACACAUGUGUGGCAUGCAUGUGGGUUGAAUGGUGCUCCAUUUCAUGAGCUCAUUGAACGCACAGGUCAGCGCACCUUUUACAACAACAUACAAAGGAUUCUGAUAAGGUAACCACAGAGCCCGUGAGACAACUUCGGUAAAGCACGUUGUGACUAAGGACGGGUGAGGAUUACGCCGUGGAUGGUCAUCGGAAACGAAUGGAGCAGUGUUGAAGCAACGGCCUCCAGCCCGUCCGAAGCCAAGCUGACCGGGUCCUGGUCGCAGCCUCCAGCUCUGCCACUACUUCAUGAGGUAUCCAGUGCGCCAUGAUUGGCCGUAGAUCAAGGCCCACCCAUUUAAACACCGUCUCAAGACGCAGUGGGAUCCGAAACCCGUACUCCCGAGUAUGCCGAUGCAUUAGAGCAAAGAUGCCUUGCCACGUGCAUGCGGAGGAACCCGUGCACCGUCCCUCCCUGGCCAUCAGCACUGGUAAGUCUCGCAUUCAUUACGGGAUCAGCUGCUGACAGCGCCACCGGCAACUGCACGGCAGGCUGUAGAUGAGCAGCUGAAUACAAGUGCGCAACUGCGAGCUGACACGGCUUCACCACUGCGACCCACUUUCUGACCAGUGAGCUGUGUACCUGUGAGCCGACAACGCAAGAAUCGGGGAAAGCCCUCCUGGACGCUCAGAGCUUAUUGUCCAGAGCCCUGCUUAAGAAGAAGCCGAGCCGCCGCACUUCCUCCCAAGCGCCUUCUUGCUCACCAUCUUCCCGGGCUUCCCAACCUCCAACCCACCUAGCUACUACGCACCGUUGCCCUAAGGCUGGCCGUCAGCGUCACGUUGGCAAUCGACUUCCAUGCCACACCCGAGAUGUUCAGGUUGCCAACCGCCUGGUACGUCAGCUCCAGGGACGGCACGUCCAGUACCAGCAUGAUGCUGCCACUGACCUCCUGCGCGGCAUGCAGCCCAGGGUUCAAAUACGUCAACAGGUAACGGCUGAUUGCGGAGCGACCCAUUAAUUCUGUGAGCGCCCGUGCGCAUGGAUCGCUCCUGCUCUUGCGCCCUGGCAACUCAGGGGAAACCAGCUCCCCGGGAUGCGGCGCCCUUGUGGUUGCGCACCUUGACUAGCAGCACUUUCUUUACAAAAGAAUGACGACCGGCACGGCUCGCAGGCAUCACGCACACGACGUGCAUGAGCACAACCUAGCCGAAAUCAGCAAUCCGAGAGGACACAAGUCGAUGGGAACAGUGUACAACGCACACCGUGGGCUAAUGGCCGACUUGCCGACUUUCAACUACAUACCUUCAACCCCACAUGCCCUGGUUUCCACGGCCAAUGUCCCACGCGUUUACCUAACAGUCCGUUGCGAUUGCUUCAACCUCUAUCUCGUCUGCGUUCUUCGCGCGCUAACGCAAGGGUUCGUUGGAAUUCUCGUUUCCUUGAAUACUUCCACUUCCAGCCUUGCUUUCCUUCGUUUCCUUGCCUGCCGUCGUGUCGCUUCUUCCUUUGCCCCUUCAUAUACCUUCUUGUCCGCUCUUCUUCUCUACCCGACAAUUGAUUUCCACGUGCCGACCUUGCUCGAUUAAGUACGCUCUUCCUUUCUUGUGAUCUGUUUGUCCUUUCGGCAACCGUGUGGCACGAGUUGCGGUGCGGCAGUUGUAGCCUUCAACCUAUGACAACUCCUCUAGUUCGUUUCCCCACGCCGCUUCCUUUCCCAACCGCCAUUGCAGCCAACCCCGUACCCUCCAUUCAGUGUCUGCCAACCCGCAUUACCGCCCACACGUCGUCGCUGGCUGGUUACAAUGAUACCAAACCUACGAGCCUGACCGUACCAUUGCCGGGCUUUGGCACUGCUGUGCGGAAAGCUGCGAUCCCUUAACAAAUACUCAUCCUGGGAAAGGCCUCCAGCUAAUCAGUUCACCAUUUCGUUCCUGCCGUUCCAGCCCAAAGAGUCAAAUCAGAAUACGUAGAAUGGAACCCGGUACCUGACAUCCAUGACCGUCCCUUCCUGAUCGGACUCCAAGCCAGGCUUCUUAACACCACCGCUGUGCGCCUCGCGCGUGCUCAAGCCACCCAAAUUUUUUCGAUCUAGCGAAGGUCUCCAUGCCAUUCCAAUGGCUUCUCACCUUGACAUGAAAGGACACCGCUACUCCCGACGCGUCGGCAGUGAGGUUCUGGAGGUUAUCAACCCGCGUUUUGGUGAUAAAGCUGUAACUGCUCAGCCAGCCAUCGACCAGUUCCGUACUGACCCCGCCCGUAUAAGAGCCGGACUGGCCGCUGGCUGCUGCGAGAUCCCGUAUGGUAAAAGUGGCGCCCAAGGUGGACACAUUGUAGUCGUAUUUGGGUGUUUCUGCAUCUAAUCCUGCUAUGAUCGUCUGGCCAAGGUUUAAGACAGGGUACACGCUGACAGGCUGCUUGUACGUGGUAGACGGCGGCACGGAGGUCAACGUGAACUUGGACCAGUUUGCAAGCCAAGCCGCGCGAUCGGCUGGAUUAGGGCAGGCGGGAAAGGCCUGACUGACUGCAUAUAAGAACCCGGUAAACCCGCGCGGAACGUCGCGGUCAAAAGUCACAGGGGAGGAUAGUGGGGUGUUUCCGGACGUAAGCUCGUUGCGGCUGGUAAGCACGACUUUGCUGGCCUGCGCAUCCAGUUUCAGGCGAACGACGCAUGAUGCUCCAACGGACUGAAACACUGUGAAGUCCACUAGGAAAGCCAGCACCAAGGCAUGUGCUAACCAAGGCCCUAUCAUGCCUGUUGGCCAGAGGACGCCACGCUGAUAGUGCCAAGCGUGAUCUCGUCGAAAGUAUAAUGGCCAAAUACAGCGGAAGACGUAGAAUAGGCGUCUCUGUGUCCCACGUACUCCAGGACUUCAACGCCUUACUACGACCCUAUAUUUGUCCCCUUGCAAGCUCCUGAACUAGAUCAUAUCUAAGAAUUUAUUGCUGUUAGCCGGAUGUGUACAUAUGCGUAUGCGACCGAGGAAAGGAACACAAAAACAACGAGCAUAUGAAACUUGAGGAAUUCGGCUGGUCAAUGUAGGGAACCAGAUGAACGACAUCGGAACAGGAAAUUGUUAGCGAAUCGAGGUAGGAAAGUGGACAGUCAUCUAAUAAGUCUUUAACCUUGAAUUUGAGUACUGUACGCAAUGGAACUCCAGUUGAGCUGUGGUACCCAUAGUACCUAGGUUAGGUGACCAUAUUGUAAAAAUCUGUCAGUUUACAUAUAUUCUUUACAUCACUGCAAAUAUACUAAAGACCUCCGUGAACCUGUCUGUAUCUCGCUUAUUUUGGAAGCACCAUAGUCCCUUCCCCAUCAAUUGCAACCUAUAAGGAAGCUCGGUUUUGCAUAUAGAAGUGGAAGACCUAGUAACCUUUAGAAAUUUUAGCAUCGGCAACUGGUGGUACCUGCCUACUAGGAGCCAUGAGCAAUACGGGGGGACUAUUCACCGGCCUCCAAAGGCCAUUUUCAGCACGUCGAAAGAAAACGGAAGAUAUGGGCAAGGCCGACGCAGGAGGAACCGGCCUCGGCGAACAGGCUAUCAGCGAAUCUACAAGGCAGAAAGUUGAGGCAGCCAAGCAAUACAUCGAGAACAUGUAUCGAGUAAAGCAAGAAAACAUAGGGAACCGUUAUGCCAGGCGGAGUGCACUCGAGAAGGAGCUGCAGCUUGAGGGUCUGCCAGAAAGUGAAAAGCAGCAGAUGCUAUCGAACCUGGAGAAACAGGAAAGCAACUUCACCCGAUUGCAACGGCAACGUAUGACAGCCGAUGACUUCGAUUCGCUGCGAAUCAUCGGGAGAGGCGCAUUUGGAGAGGUUCGCGUGGUGCGGGAGAAGCUGACGGGGAAGGUUAUGGCGAUGAAGAAGCUUAGAAAGGCGGAGAUGCUCUCGAGAGGGCAGGUUGCCCACGUCAAGGCUGAGCGCAACGUCUUGGCCGAAGUGCAGAACCCGUACAUAGUGAAGCUGUACUACUCCUUUCAGGACGAGGAGUAUCUAUACCUGGUAAUGGAGUACCUGGCCGGCGGAGACGUCAUGAUGUUGCUGAUGCGUAAGGACAUCUUCACGGAGGAGGAGACUCGCUUCUACAUCGCGGAAACAAUCUUGGGGCUUGAGUCCAUCCACAAAGCCGGUUACAUCCACAGGGACAUCAAGCCGGAUAACCUUUUGCUGAGCCGAGAAGGCCACGUGAAGCUGUCGGAUUUCGGGCUCUGCAUUUCCGUGGAUGUGCAUGCUCUUCCCACGCUAGCAGAGGGCGAUGAGUACAAUGACACGGGGUCAGUGGCACGGGGUUGUGUGACGAUGCCGUCCACCUCGAUGCGGCCUCAGGCGGAGCAGCUGCUCCAAUGGCAAAAGAACCGCCGGCAACUGGCCUUUUCAACAGUCGGCACUCCGGACUACAUCGCGCCGGAGGUCCUCAUGAAGAAGGGCUACGGUAUGGAGUGCGACUGGUGGUCCGUGGGCGCCAUCAUGUUUGAAAUGCUGGUAGGCUAUCCGCCUUUCUACAGCGAUGAACCGUUGACCACCUGUCGUAAGAUCGUCAACUGGCGCAUGUUCCUGGCCUUUCCCGUGGAGGCCCGGUUGUCGCCCGCGGCUCGUGAUCUCAUCUGUCGGCUGAUGUGCGACGUGGAUGACCGCAUCGGCACGCGCGGCGGGGUGGAGGAGAUCAAGAGCCAUCCUUUCUUUUAUGGGAUAGACUGGGCCAAUCUAUACAUGAAGCCGGCGCCCUACGUGCCGAGGGUGGAUCACGAGCUAGAUACGCAGAAUUUUGAGCACUUUGACGAGGACAAGUCCGGGAGCCAAGGCGGCACGGCGGGAGGUGGCUCGGGGCGCGGGAAGAAGUGGUUGGCGAAAGCCGAUCCCAACUUCAUUGGCUACACGUACAAGAACUGGGACGCGGUUACCCCGCCAGGUAUGGCGUGGAUGUUUCCCUGGGAGGUUGAGAUGAUGUAA